Molecule: messenger RNA, 1722 nt
Organism: Penicillium coprophilum
Lineage: Eukaryota; Fungi; Ascomycota; Eurotiomycetes; Eurotiales; Aspergillaceae
Exons: 10
Coding region: 1-1722 (573 amino acids)
Biological process (GO): carbohydrate transport; transmembrane transport
Cellular component (GO): membrane
Molecular function (GO): carbohydrate:proton symporter activity
Source: RefSeq, a predicted model, not a curated record
AUGGUGGCUCCUCUUGCGGGAGAGACAGCCGUGUCGGCCAAACGUGCUGAGCUGUCAGGCAAAAAUGGGUUCAAGGGCCUGAUCAGCAACAAGAAGACAACAUGUAUCGGACUUUUUGCCUCACUCGGAGGGUUGGUGUAUGGAUAUAACCAGGGAAUGUUCGCUCAAGUUCUGACCAUGCCGGCAUUCCAGGCAGCGACCCAAGACUAUGCGAAAGAAACUGGUAUUAAGCAAGGAAUGCUCACGUCUAUCCUCGAACUUGGUGCUUGGGUGGGCACAUUGGCAAACGGAUAUCUCGCCGAUGCACUCGGCCGUCGUCUGACCGUUUUGGUUGCUGUGGUGGUGUUCUGUGUUGGUGUCAUUGUUCAAGCUUGUACAGCGAGCCCAGACUAUGUCUUCGGAGGUCGAUUCGUGACGGGUCUGGGUGUUGGUAGUUUGAGUAUGGUUGUGCCGCUGUACAAUGCAGAACUGGCACCACCGGAGAUUCGUGGUUCACUUGUGGCUGUACAGCAACUCGCCAUCACCUUUGGAAUCAUGGUCAGCUUCUGGAUUGGCUAUGGAACAAAUUACAUUGGCGGUACCGGGACAACACAGUCGGAUGCUGCAUGGCUGGUCCCAGUCUGUAUUCAAAUCGUGCCCGCUGUCGCCUUGGCUGUGGGUAUGAUGAUGUUCAUGCCGCAGUCCCCCCGUCAUCUUAUGAACACCGGUCGUGAGGAAGAAUGCCUGGAAACACUGGCUCGUUUGCGUAGCGCACCCCAGGAUGAUCUUCUUGUUCGCAUUGAGUUCCUUGAAAUCAAGAGCUUGUACCUCUUCGAACGAGAGACGGCUGCCGAGAAGUAUCCCAACUGGCAGGAUGGCUCAUUUUCCAGCCGUUUCAAGAUCGGACUACAUGAUUACAUGUCAUUGAUCACCGACAAGUCUCUGUUUAAGCGUACGGCAACAGCGUGUAUGGUUAUGGUGUUCCAACAAUGGAAUGGCAUUAAUGCAAUUAACUACUAUGCACCAUUCAUCUUCAAGGAGAUGCAUCUAGGUGGUAAUACAAUCUCGCUACUUGCCACUGGUGUUGUUGGAAUUUUUGAAUUCGUUUUCACCAUCCCUGCCGUUCUGUGGGUUGACAAGGUUGGACGAAAGAAGAUCCUAAUUGCUGGUGCAAUUGGAAUGGCAUCCUGCCACUUCAUUGUCGCGGGUAUCAUUGGGGCAUACCAGGGUAGCUUCGAAGAGCACCAAGCUGCUGGUUGGGUUGCUAUUGUCUUUGUUUGGAUUUUCAUCAUCAACUUCGCCUACUCAUGGGGACCUGUUGCAUGGAUUGUUACUUCCGAAGUGUUCCCACUCAGUAUGCGUGCCAAGGGCGUCAGUAUUGGUGGUAGCAGUAACUGGUUGAACAACUUUGCAGUUGGUACUGCUACAUCUCCUUUCCUCCAAAAAAGCAACUUUGGUGCAUUCAUCUUUUUCGGAUGCAUCACGACCAUCGGUGUGCUCUAUGUCAUUUUCUUUGUACCCGAAACCAAAGGUCGCACUCUGGAGGAGAUGGACGAAUUGUUCGGAUCGGUCGGGCUGGCAGCUGCGGAUUCUGGACGCAAGGAACGAAUUGAACGAGAAAUUGGGCUUCUCGCCCUUGUCGGCGCAGAGCCUGCUGGUGAGAAAUCUCCCGAGGCUGUGAUGGAUGAGAAUAAGGUCGAGGUGUCGAGGCACGAGAAUGUCGUGCCUACCCUGAAGAAUUAA